Molecule: messenger RNA, 4581 nt
Organism: Capronia coronata CBS 617.96
Lineage: Eukaryota; Fungi; Ascomycota; Eurotiomycetes; Chaetothyriales; Herpotrichiellaceae
Exons: 2
Coding region: 1-4581 (1526 amino acids)
Biological process (GO): intracellular transport
Source: RefSeq, a predicted model, not a curated record
AUGUCUACAGCCGCGCAGCUUGCCAGGCGAAAGAUUGCGACGCCUAAAGGCAGGCUCAAUGCCAAUCGCCCUUCACAAAGCACUUCCUUGGGUUCUGGUAGCACGAAUACUUUCGGAAAACCCACCUCCCAACCGACCUUUUCUAACCUCAACGGCGGUAUCACUUUUGGCGGAAGCCAGUCCUUCCCUCAAGAUACCUCCAGUACCAACAGUGGUUUCAACUUCCAACCUCCGCAGUCGAGCACCUUCAACUUCGGCGCGCCAUCCUCCACCCCGAACCCCUUCGCGUCAGUGAAUGGUACAGGAGGUGGAAUGAACACCCAACAACAGGACGUCUCUAUGGAGUCGCCUCAAAAGAAGCCUGCGUUUGGGACCGCGUUUGGAUCAAAUAACACCAGCACAAGUAACAAUAUGGGGUCGGCAUUCACUUUUGGCCAGCCCGCGCAACAACAGGCAAAUGGAUCUUUCGCUUUCGGCACAGCCCAGAAUGGCACUGCAUCCACCGGCGGAGCUGGUGCAGGCUUAUUCGGUCGCGUCUCCAAGCCGGAGGAUUCGCAAACAUCAAGCAACCCGUUCGGCCAGCCUUCAAAUACUCAACCUACGUUUGGUGGGUUUGGUCAGGCGGCUUCCACACCACAGAGUGCACCAUCAUCAUUCACAUUCGGCCAGAAUACAAGCACUGCCGCUGUCUCGACCUCUGCACCAAGCUUCGGUUUUGGCCAGAGCACCACGGUCCCUCAGAGUCCUCUUCCCGCUUUUGGAGGCGGGCAAGGAAAUGGAACCCAUGCGACCACGGAGCCACCGAAGUUCGCGUUUGGCCAGACUCCUACCACUCUUCAAGGGCAAGCCUCGGGCACCACUUUUACCGGCUCUGGCUCAGCUACCACAAGCAGCAGCAAUAUUUUCGGCGCUGGAAACAACGCCAACGGCCAGGCUCCAAAAACGGCAUUUGCAUCCUCAACCACCUCACCGCCGUUUUCUUUUGGACAAAAUCAACCUGCGCCAACUCAGAGCAAUCCUUUCGGUGGCUUUGGUGUACCCAAGAGCGCUGAGCCCAACUCCACAACUUCAUCGUUUGGCAAUUCCGCAAGCAUCCAACAACCUGCAGCCGAGCCUGAGCAGCGAAGCGCGUCGCCAACAAAAUCCUUUGCGCCCACGUCGUCUGACUCAAGUGCAAAAGCUCCCUCCAAUCCUUUCUCUAAUUUAUUUGCUGGUUCUGAUACUCCGCCAAUCGCCCCGGUAUCGAAGCCGUCGUUCGGCUUCGGCGCAACAAGCCAACCAGCAGAAACCUCCAGUACGACCACAGCGUCCUCAGAAUCACCAGCCCCAAAGGCAACAUUCACCUUUGGCGCCACAACCCCCGCACCGCCUUCAUCCGAGUCCAGUGCUACCACGCAAACUACUCCCGGACCAAAGCCAUCAUUCGGUUUCGGUUCCACCAGCCAAACAUCAUCAGCAUCAAAUUCCGGAGAGGCGGAUUUUGCUCCAGCUACGAAGUCGCCGUUUUCUAUAGGUGCAACGGGUCAACAGUCAGCACAGUCGGCCGGCGCUUCAGAAGGGAAGGCGUCCGAGACGAAUUCCUCCAGCGUUUUCUUUGGAUCCAAGUCUGAAAGCUCCACUGAUCAUGUUGAAGCCCAGAAUGCCUCAACUGCUGGCCAGUCAGUGGGACAAGCUGACCAGAAUAACGCUCAGUUCGAAGGCACCAGCAGUUCAGCUAGACCGGCGUUAUUCGGUUUCCCGGCACAAUCCAAGCCUGCUUCAAGCGGUGGUUUGUUUUCCCCCGUCAAGGAUGCCGCCGCCGGCGUCGGCAACCAACAGCAAGGUUCUGCGUCGAAUCUUUUCUCAACAGUACCGAAAACUGGUCCGACCUCGAGUAACAAACGUACCGAGCCUGCCGCUACUCAAGCAUCGAGCACUCCCACUCUAUUUGGGAUCGGAAAGCAGUCAGAGACCCAGGACGCUCUGACUGCACAAAAGGCUACGCCGAGCAAGCCAUCGAACGAAACGCCAAAGCUGUUCCAAUCGAGCUCAAACAAUCAGUCUCAGGUUACCGGUCAUGGCCUUGAUCAGUCCGCUUCUGCAGCUUCAGAGCCUGUGAAACGUCCUGUCUAUACCAAAGCGCCGCCUUUCAUCCCCAGCCAUUUGGAUGCUGAGCGCUAUCGAGAGUACGAUCGCAACUACCGUCUGCACUCGUUGAAUGCCGGACUUAAAAGAAAGCUCGAGGAUUUAGACCCUCGUUCUUAUGACUUCGACAACAUCAUCCGGCACUAUGUUGCGGCUCGUGACAGCAUCGGCGCUUCUUUGGGGUUGUACACGCGGAACGUCGCAGGUACGAAGCGCAAAGGUGACCGUCUCGAUGUUGAUGACGAGGAACCUUUGCAGAACAAGCGGACACGCUCAAACAAUGAUCAACAAGGUCCCUCAAAGUCUCAGCCUACGCCUGUUUUUGGUGCCGGGAUUACGCCUCAAAAAUCGGCUUUUGGCCCUUCCUCUACCUCUAAUACUGCUUCUCAGGAUGCAGGCUCAUCAAACACGACUGCGCGACUUGGUGGGAUGAUUCCUGAAGCAGACCCAAGUUCUGCCGCCGAGCGCCCUCAACCAGACGGCCAAACCCUCAACCCUUUCUCCCUGCCACCUCGGUCUACAACGCCACCACCUUCGACCACUCCGACAAACUCGCCUCCGAAGAAGCCAACUUUUGAAGUUCCGAAGUUUGGGGGAGGUAACAACAACUUUAUGAACGCCUUUGGACAGAAGGCAAAAGAAAAUGCGGAGAAAUUCGAGCAGAGUCUGAUUGAGAAGCGGAAAGCCGAAGAUUUUGAUUCUGAUGAAGAUGACGAAGAGACGUUUCGCAAACAGGCUGAAGAGGAGAUGCGUGCAAAGAGGGCGAAGAUUGAGGCGGUUUCAAAGGGCGGGUUCACUCCAAACUUCGGAGUUAGAGACACAUCAGCAUCGACACCUCUGCCGUUUGGAGCUGAGAACAAGUCGCCGUCGAAGCCAUCGUUCGACUUUGGGUCAAUGUCCGGAGGCGCGCAGAAGCCAGAGUCUAGUAAGUCUGGCUUCUCGGGUUUCACCAAAACUGCAUCUGCCAAUCCUUUUGCCGCAUUCAACUAUGCAGAGACAAGUGGUGAUCAUUCUCAACAAGGAGAUGAUGAAGAAGACGAGGAUAGCGAUGACUCCAACAAAUCCACUAAGUAUGGAGAUGAAGGAGGUGACGAAGACGGCUCGGAGAGCAGCAAUGGCAGCGAGGAACAGGGCGAAUCUGAUCACCAAAAUGGCGAGAAUAUUGAGGACACUGAUGAAGACGAAGAUGGCGACGAUAAUGACUUUCAAGCGGCCUUAGACCGAUCUCGAAGGAACGCGAACGCCGGCAAAAGCUUAUUCGACCGCAUCGAGCCCAAUCCCAGCAAACCGGCCGACACGAUUACCAACGGAGAACAGAAAGAGUCAGCCGCCGAUUCCAACCCCAUCUUGCAGUCAGCUAAAAAUUCUUCGUUUCCGCCUGCUGUUUGGGGUUCGCAUAUUGGCAAAUCCACCCCAGAGGCCCCUACUUUCUCACCAAUCACACCAGCCACGGGAGCUGCGACGUCAGCAUUCAAGCCUCCCAAGGCUUCAUUCAAUUUCACCCCUACUGCACCGAACACCACAUCUACUCCCACACCGGGUGCUUCCAUCUUUGCUGGCGGACUGACCAAAGGUGGGCCGGUUCCUGGGGAGGGUCUUUUUGGUUCAAGGCCCAGCACACCUAGCAAUGCAGAGAAGAACGGCAGUCUGGCCAAGUCAAUUCUCACAUCGCCCGCUGGAACCGACAACACCUGGAAAGCAGGUGCCCCCAUUUCAUUUGCGAACGGCGAGAAGAACCAAACUGCUCCAACAUUUCAAUUUACGGCUGCAUCUCCUGGCGACAAAGAUUCCUCUGCACCGAAGCCGUUUGGUUCACUAUUCGGUACCGCUUCCACCGAACCCAAAGCUACCGAGACACCCAACCAAGUAGGGUUUCAGUUUGGGGUUCCAGCCUCGAACCCGGCCCCGGGUUUCCUGGGCGCCAUCUCACAUCUAGGAGGAGGAUCUGUGACUAGCUCAGCAGGUUCAUCCCGUGCUACCUCGCCUGGUGUGACCGAUAACGAGUCGGUUGCAACCAAUGAAACUGAUGAGACACCCGAGGACCCCCAAGCCACAUCAUUGAUGGAGUCGCGAGCCGGCGAAGAGAAUGAAAGUUGCAUUUGGGAGGGCCGAUCAAAGGCUCUGAUGUUUGUCAAUCCAGAAACGGCGCAAGGCACAAAGUUGAAGGUCAACGACUGGAACUCAAUGGGCGUGGGCCAAAUGCGAGUCCUGAAGAACAAGGACACCGGCAAGACUCGUGUGGUCUUUCGAGUGGAGCCUAACGCUAACAUCCUUAUCAACUCCCACCUCAUUGAAGGCGUCACAUACGAGAAGGCCGAAUCCAGCAAAAGCGGCGCUGUCAAAGGUGCUCUUAUUUACAAGGGCAAUCUGGUCCGCUGGGUCUUCAAAGUCAAGACUCCAGAAAUGGCUGCAGAUCUCGCCAAGUCUAUGGAAGAGAACAAGAACGCGGGUGCGUAA